AAGCUAGAGGCGAUCAACCUCAAGAUUCUCCGAUUCAUCGCCAACAAUGGCCGCCCACCGCCUCCACUUCCUUUUGGUUCCCCACAUAGGUCCUGGCCAUUCCAUUCCUAUGAUCGACAUGGCCAAACUACUUGCAAAACAACCUAAUGUUAUGGUCACCAUCGCCACCACGCCUCUCAAUGCCACCCGAUUCGGUGCCACUCUCGCCGGAUCCAUCAACGCCGGACUUUCCGUCCAAUUCCUUGAGCUCCCAUUUCCGGCAGCUGAGGCUGGAUUGCCUGAAGGAUGUGAAACCACAGAUAAGAUCCCUAGUUUGGAUUUAGUCCCAAACUUUUUAGCUGCAAUUGGUGAAACUGCUGAUAAAUAUCACAUACCAAGAAUCAUGUUUGAUGGAAUGAGUUGUUUUAACGAAUUAUGUUGCAACAAUUUGUAUGUAUCCAAGGUGUUCGACUGUUUGCCUGAAUCAGAACCAUUUAUAGUCCCUGGUUUACCUGAUAGGAUCGAGCUAAGGAGAAACCAACUCCCAGCCGAGUUUAACCCGAGCUCGAUUGACACAAGCGAGUUUCGUCAACAGGCUAGGGAUUCCGAGGUGAGGGCUUAUGGAGUUGUGAUCAAUAGUUUUGAGGAGUUAGAACAAGAAUACGUGAACGAGUAUAAGAAGUUAAGAGGGGGUAAGGUUUGGUGUAUCGGGCCAUUGUCGCUAUGCAAUAGUGACGAUUCUGAUAACGCUCAAAGAGGAAACGUAGCUUCGAUCGAUGAAGAACAAUGCCUGAAGUGGCUCGAUUCCCACGAACCCGAAUCUGUGGUUUACGCUUGUUUUGGUAGCCUUGUUCGGGUUAACACUCCACAACUCAUCGAGCUCGGGUUAGGCCUUGAAGCAUCCAACCGUCCGUUCAUUUGGGUGGUUAGAUCCGUUCAUAGAUCAAAUGAGGUCGAAGAAUGGUUAGCUGAAAGUGGUUUUGAGGAAAGGAUCAAAGACAGAGGGUUGCUAAUCCGAGGUUGGGCGCCACAAUUGCUUAUCUUGUCUCACCCCUCGGUUGGAGGGUUCUUAACACACUGUGGAUGGAAUUCGACUCUAGAAGCAGUGUGUGCUGGCGUUCCCUUGAUUACGUGGCCUCAAUUUGCCGAGCAGUUUAUAAACGAGAAGCUAAUUGUGCAAGUAUUGGGGACUGGUGUUGGUGUUGGAGCCGAUGCUGUUAUUCAUGUUGGCGAAGAAGAUCGGUAUGGUGUGAAAGUGAAGAAUGAGGAUGUGAAGAAGGCUAUCGAGAAGGUGAUGGAUGACGGGAUCGAAGGAAACGAGAGGCGAAAGAGAGCAAAAGAGCUCGGAAAGAUGGCAAAUAAAGCGAUAAAGGAGGGAGGGUCUUCUCACCUGAAUCUGACACUACUAAUCCAAGACAUAAUGCAUCAUGCAAAUGCCACAAGCUAAGAAUCUUUAUCAAAAGAUAAUGAAAAACACCAUUCUUGAAUUGUAUCUGGAUGCAAAAACAGUAGUAUUUAAUCGAUUGUCGUCCAUGACGUGACACUGAUGUCAAAUCUCAUGUUCUAAGAGUUACGACAAGAUCACGACGACGAUAAUAAGGACGAGACUUAUAGUGAAGACUCCAUAUAAUAUAUUUUAUGUAUUAUGUAUUAUAUAUUAUAUACUGACGAAUAUGUUUUCUACUAUUGUUUAAUGACGUAAUGGUAUUAAACGGUU
Molecule: messenger RNA, 1696 nt
Organism: Cynara cardunculus var. scolymus (artichoke)
Lineage: Eukaryota; Viridiplantae; Streptophyta; Magnoliopsida; Asterales; Asteraceae
Product: anthocyanidin 3-O-glucosyltransferase 4-like
Exons: 2
Coding region: 47-1426 (459 amino acids)
Molecular function (GO): UDP-glycosyltransferase activity
Source: RefSeq, a predicted model, not a curated record